This is a messenger RNA of Maylandia zebra (zebra mbuna), 565 nucleotides long. The record is from RefSeq and is a predicted model, not a curated record. Lineage: Eukaryota; Metazoa; Chordata; Actinopteri; Cichliformes; Cichlidae.
UGUGAGAAAAACCAACAUGCAGCUGAGAAGCUGAAGGAGGCAGAUGAAAAACUGAAAGAGGCUCAUCGACAACUGGAGAAGAAACAUGCAGAGAUCAGCAACAUGAAGAAAGAACCAGACACAAGCAAACCACCUCCUGAGAAAUCUCAGACCAGUUUUGAGGAACAGAAUAAGAGCGGCUCAGCCAAUCACAGCUCAAAGACAGGUGACAUCACGUUGGUCGAGGUCGAGAGAAAUGGCAGCUAUAUCUGUCUGAAAAACACUUCCAGUGAGAAUAAACUUUUGUCAGGUUGGAAGUUAAAACUACAGAUCAACAACAGAGAAAGUGUCACAUACGAAUUUAAAGAAAACUUUAUACUGGAAGCUGGAAAGACACUCCUUGUACGGCAAGAUGCUGUCAACAAGCCAAUUAAAACUGAUGCUGACCUGCUGUGGAUGAACAUGGUCAACUGGAACAUUGGAGACGACGUGAAGAUCGACCUCAUCAGCAACACUGGAGAAGAACAGAUGCUGUUUAAAAACAAGAUCAUGUAAAAUAAUCAGAGUCACUUUUCUGAGGGAUAAA